This is a messenger RNA of Manduca sexta (tobacco hornworm), 6808 nucleotides long. Its product is annotated as chaoptin. The transcript has 2 exons. Bases 536 to 3361 code for a protein of 941 amino acids. NCBI's taxonomy places the organism in Eukaryota, Metazoa, Arthropoda, Insecta, Lepidoptera, Sphingidae. Gene Ontology annotation, molecular function: protein binding. The record is from RefSeq and is a predicted model, not a curated record.
CGCUACCAUUUUCGUCUUAUCGCUAUAGCCAUGUGUUCCUCAAAUAUACUCUACCGAUAAUUUGUUUGCUAACCCUACAAUAUUAGUCAUCUCAAUGUACAAUCAUUAUCAGUUUAAUGUGGUCGGUCGUGUAGUGCGGAUGUUUUUGAUCUACCGAGUGCAAAAUGGAAAAAUGUAUUUUGCUGUUACUACUUACAAUAUUUCCACAAUUUGGGAACAGUCAACUAAUUGGUCUAACAGAUGCAGGAAGCAAUGGCUGCCAAAUGAUAUACAAAACAGAGAUGUCAAGUCCUUGUGUCGCCCACAUUAAAUGUAUAUCAAAUAUGGGCAACUUUCAAAACCUAAUAUCCAACUGGGAAUGUAUCAACAGACGUCAGCCAUAUUACGGAUAUGAUUACAAUAGACGAAGGUUUACAACUGAAUACAACUUGCAUGUAUUUUCGUGAAUAUACCAGACGAUGAGGCUUGGAAUACGUUAGAGUUGUAUGCAACUCACAUACAGUACGUUAGCAUAAAUGGGGGAAAUUUAAUAUCUAUGCCAAAGGUCAUAACUAACAUGAUCAACUUAAAACAAUUAGAAUUGAUAAACAAUGGAUUUGAAUCACUUAUUCUCUAUAAUUUUAUGAAUCAGCAAGGGAUGGUUAAGAUGAACCUAUCCCACAAUGCCAUCACGACUGUGGACCUGAACGACGUGGACCCAUCGGAGAGAAGAGUGGACGCGUUGACUACAUUAGACCUCAGCUACAAUCUAAUUGAGGUAUUACCUGCAAAAUGUUUUGCCGGUUUUCCAAAUCUUGAUAACCUAGACUUAUCGCACAACAAUUUAAAAACUAUGGAUCUAUUUACUUUUGAAGGUAUAGCGCAUUUAAGUACAUUAUAUUUAUCACAUAACAAACUGACUACAAUAGGUCACUCCUUUGUCCGAUUCGGCAAUUUGAAGUAUUUGGCAAUUGAUCAUAAUGAUAUCACAGACUUGCUCCAAACGAACUUAAUAUCCAUGGUGAAGUUAGAAAAUUUAAACAUAAGUUACAAUAAAAUCGAAAAUAUUGAAAAUGACGCCUUCAAAAGUCUAGCUAAUCUUGAAAGCUUAGAUAUCACUCACAAUCGUAUCAAAAUUGUAAAAGAAUCAUUGUUUAAAAAUGCAACAAAUUUAGGGACCCUUUUACUAGCUGCAAAUGAAAUAGAAAGUAUAGAAGCUGAAGCUUUUGUUGGGACCAAUAUUACUAAUUUUAGUAUAGAGAAUAAUUGCAUGAGUGGAACUAUUGUGAAAGAUACAUUUUCUGGUGUGAAAUUGCAAACAUUAGCUCUGAGCGGAGGCAAAAUAGUAGGCUUAGGGGACAGCGCGUUUAGCGCCCUCAGUGAAAAUCUUGUUACCCUAAAUUUAAGCAAAAACUCAAUAAACACUAUAUCCACGUCGGCAUUUAAAUCAUUAAAUGAAUUGUCGGUUUUGGAUUUAUCCAAUAAUAAUAUAUCUGAACUAAAUUUCGAUUCAAGUGAUAUAAAAAAAUUAACCUUGUUUUAUGCUGGGUACAAUAAAAUAACAAAGAUUUAUAAAUCCGUGUUCAGUCAUCUGUCUUCAUUAAUUGAAUUGGAUUUGUCGCAUAAUAUUAUAAAGGUCAUAGAUUUAAAUACGUUCGACUCACUUGGUCAAUUAAAAAAACUGCUUCUGAAUGACAACGACUUAGCAAAUACCAUAGACUCAUAUGCGUUUUCAAAAUUGGCCGCGGUAAAUCGAAUUGAUUUUACUAAUACUAAAAUAGCCACGUAUAGCAAUAGUACGUUUUCUAACAUGACGUUAUUGACAACAUUUAUUUCUUCGUCCGGUCAAUUGACAAAAGUAGAGUAUAAUGCGUUUUUGGGCACAGGUUCCAUCGUAAUUUUGGACUUAUCUUAUAAUUUGCUUGACGAUUUUUUUGUAAAUACCACCACUAUAAACGAAGUGCAAAAAUUACAUUUAAAUAACAACAGAAUAACAAAUAUAACAAACGUAACAUUUUAUGGACUUAAAUCAUUACAAAUGUUGGACUUGUCUUAUAAUAACUUACUUAAUGUAGAAUCAAAUUCUUUUAGAAGUUUAUCAAGUUUGAUACGAUUAGAUUUAUCUUCAAAUCUCGAUAUGUAUUUAACAUCAAACAUUUUCGAUAACCUGACAUGGUUAGAAGACGUUACUUUAAAUAACAUAAGAAAAAAGUUUGACUUCAAAGAUGCGACCAAUACUUCUAUUUCAAAAUUGUUUCUGUCGAAACACCACAUUGACAAUAUAAACGAUGUAUUCGUAUUUCACGUGAAAAAUAUAGAGAAACUUGAUUUGUCGUCGAAUAAAAUUACAUAUGUGGACAAAUUCUCAUUUCAAAUAAUGGGUUCAUUAACCUGGUUGGAUUUGAGUUGCAACAUGAUUACGGAUAUACAACCCGGCUCGUUUUCACACAUGAAUUUGAUCAAUGAAAUUAACUUACACGGCAAUGGAAUACAAUCAUUCCAAUAUGGAGUUCUGGAUGGGCUCAGGAACCUUCGCACACUCAAUCUGUCGAACAAUGCUCUACACAUUUUCGAAGCUACAGUUCUCCACCCAGCUCCACUUCUAGAAUAUUUAUCUCUGGAAAAUAACGCAAUAAAAACGAUAAGUUUCUUGAAGUUGGGUAGAACUAACUUAAAUACAUUGUAUAUUGGUGGUAAUCCUAUACCGUGUAGUAGUUUAGUUGAAUUGAACACUUUACCACGUUUAGUUACUUACAACGUGACAGCAGAGAAUUUAGAUUAUGGUAGUGAAAAUGUACACGGAAUUACUUGCAAAUCAAGUUUUCAAGAUGUCUUUAAAGCUGUAUAUAAUAAUAGUGGUGGUAACCUCACGAUUUUGUUUAGAGAAUUAGCUAAAACUGUUGUAGAUUUACAAGAAACUUUGAAAAACAUCGCCAACAAUACAUUGACAAAGGAAAAUAGUCUUAAAGAUUCUUUGAUUAACGUGGCAAAGUCUGUAGAUUUACUGGCAACAUUGUACAAUAAAUCGCAAAUUGCAAGUGAGAGGAAUUUAAACAAAUUCAUGCGCGUUUUGAAUGAGUCAGAGCAUAAGAAUCGUAGUAACGUUGCAACGAACACCUCGGAGUUGGCUAAUGAAGGAACAGCCCUUUUGAGAGGAUAUUUAAAGGACACUUUUGUAAAUUGGCAACAUGAUAGCAAGCCAGAAGGAGAUGAUUACAAAGAAAUAACAUUUUUAUUAUACGUGAUCGCCAUAUGUUUUGUUUUAACACUUGUGUCGGUUGUUGGCUUCGGUUUAUAUAAGUUUGUUAUUAGCAAGUCUAAAAGGCAUUUAAUGUCACAAAGCACUCAACCUAUUAUAGGAAACGCCAUAGAAAUGGACUGAUAAAAAUAUUGACCGAAGAAUUUUUUGUUGAUUUCGUCAAUACCUAUUAAUACUAUUAUUUUCGCUUUCUAAUUCCAUGUAAUAACUGGUAAUUAUAGAUUUUUUUUCAUAGAAAAGUACAGUAACCUUAAUCCUUUAUUAAAUCUACCAAAUUUCACCAAAAUCUAUCCAGUGAUCCGACGUGAUGUGAGGUAGACGUUUUGCUGCUGGAAGGAUAUAUUUCAUAUUUGCCUGGAUAUCGACCGCAGUACAAAAGGUGUUAAAAUCCGUAAUAGUGGCACACGUAAGUGUGUCGCGUUCCGGAUUAGCUUGUGUAUCCAGUUCCAACAGGCCGGCAUAAUUGUGUCGACUGCCGUGGGGUAAUCAUCUUGCGUCAGUCGACAUUCUAUUGGACCCCACUUCACUUACCAUUAGGUGCAGUAGAAUCACUUCUCCGUGCGAGAAUAAAAAAAUGCCAAAGCCCUUAAAACAGACAUACUUACCUUCGCAUUCAUAUUAUUAUGGUUAAUGAUUAUGGGUGGCAAAGUGAAUCAUAAGAUGUUUAUCCUCACAUGUUUAAAAUGAGUUUAUUUAUCAAAAUUCGGAAGUGGACGAGUUGAUACUCGGAUGAUACAUAAAUAUUGGAAAAUAAUUACGGAACUUUGUACUGAGAUUAGUAAUGUCGGAUCUGUCUCAUUGAACUGUGGAACAUAGCUGUUAUGUAUAAAUUUUACCAAAACAAUAUAUUAUUAUUAAUGAAAAAAAUCAACAUUAAAUAAUUAAAAAGACAAAAAUAAUAUUAAACCCUGAUUUAUAAAUAUUUGUAAAGUCCCAUAUUCAUAAAAAUAUAAAUACGAUCUAUUUAUAAGUUGCAAGUAAAUUCUAUUUGACAGUUAUAGUAUUAAACAGCUAAUGUAUAUAGUACUCAGUUUAUUACCAUUUAUUUGGGACUAUUGAUUAGUGCGUGACUUUUGUAUUUGGUCGACUUAAUCAUUUAUUUAUUUUAUUGCACUUGAUACAUAUUAUUAUAUAAAGGCGGACUUAAUGCAUUCAUUAAAUCCAAAGGUAGAGAUACCAGUUAACCUCAGAUGGUACAGAAAUAAAAACAUAUUUAUGUGCCAAGUAGCAUUUUUAUCGAAAUUCAGCGUUACAGUUAAAAAAGCGGCGAUAGCCUAGUUGGGUGUGGAACGGACUGCCAAGACGAAUGUCCGCAGGUUCAAAUCCCAAGGGCACACACCUCUGACUUUUCUAAAAUCAUGUGUGUAUUCUUUGUGAAUUUAUCGUUCGCUUUAACGGUGAAGGAAAACAUCGUGAGGAAACCUGCACAUCUGAGAAGUUCUCUAUAGGGAAUUUCGAAGGUGUGUGAAGUCUACCAAUCCGCACUAGGCCAGCGUAGUGGACUAAGGCCUAAUCCCUCUCAGUAGUAGAGGAGGCCCGUGCUCAGCAGUGGGCAAGUAUAUAAUACAGGGCUGAUAUUAUUAUUCAGCGUUACAGUUAUCUCAUAUAAUUGUAGUGUCUCGUUGAAUGAGAGGUAACUUUGCUGAUCUUUUUUAUUUUUUAAAUGACGAAGAAAAUAGAGGAGGGUCAUAUACGUAUAUUUUUUGUUCGUUGUUAAAUUAUUGUUUGUUUUUAGAAUUAUGCCAGCAAUCUUUCUUUCUUAAAAGUUGUUAAACAGGCCACAAUGCUCUUUUAAUUUCAGUGCAUACUUAAGUAUACAGUAAAGAUUUCUUAUGUCUACGCGAAUGUUAGACAUUAAAAUAAAAUAUUUUUUUGGGUUUUACCGCGGUUUUUAUAUUAUAAUCUUUAUACAGAUUACAUUAAUUAUUAAUUAUACAAUUAAUUAUUAGUCGUUGUUGACAGUAUCAACUAGCCACCCUUUCAGGUAACCCUUAUUAUACUAUAGCAAGAUGAUUGGGGAUCCAGUCGAUACCACACAUCAUAGGAUUACUCGCUGUUCUAAUCUGAAAAUUUCAUUGAAAUUGCUUCAGCCGUUUUGGAGUGCGUACAUUUUCCACACUCACGCGCACACACAUUCAUACCACUCAUAAACAGCCGUAAUGAUAAGAACGGAAUUUCGUAGAAAUUUAUUUUUAAAUAUGGAAUUGUAAACGUACGUAUCUCAUUUAACUGAAUGGGAGGUCUUCUGUUGCAAUAAUUGAUUUGUGUAAAUAAUAUAGAGUUUUAUGUGUUGUUUCCUGUGAUGAUUGUUGCUUCAAAAAUAAACUUACUGAUUUAUUAUGUUUACGCGAAUGUUGGACAUUAAAAUAAAACUAUUAAGCGGAUUUCAUCGCGGUUUUUUAUAUAAUACGGGGCGGACUCUUCGCGACCAUGAAGGCUACAAAGUCUUUGAAACGUCGGGAGAAAAUUAUAAAAAAAAAAACGCGAUAAAGUGCCUCAUAUAGUUUUAUUUCAAUAAACUUACUCUCUCUUCUUUGUAUUUCGUUAUACAUGUGUUUAAAAACAGUGUUAGAAUUAAGUUUGUUUUAUAAUAUUUAGUUGUUUUUUUAAUAUGUGGCUAAGUGAAACUGUUUACUGUGAUUGUAUAUUUAGUGUUUAAGAGAUUUUCCGAUGGAAUUUAUUAUUUUUAAUAACUAUGUAUACGUAAAAAUGUCGUCUCCAAUAUAAAGUCAGUGCUAUUAAAUUAUCAUGUACAAUACUCAAUAAUUAUCGAAAUUUAUUUUUUUAUGGUUUAAUGCAGUAAAUUUUGAGAUAUCAUUGAUGAUGAAUAAUAAAAAAUAAAUGCUUUAAGGUAACGGUAUUUGUUUUAAAUUUAUUACUAACUAGCUAUUGCUCGCGGCUUCGCCCGCGUGAAGGUGUUUUCCGGGAUAAAAGUCUCACUAUAUAUUUUCCCGGGAAAAUAAAAAAAAAGUGAUUUUCCCGGGAAAAUAAAAAAAAAAUGCGAUUCGCGGUUAUUCUUACAGACAAAUAUGCUUGUUAUUUUUUUGAGAGACAAAUAAACUAAAUAUAUGGCAAUUUUCCUUUUUGGUGGUUAGCAAAAUUUAUAUUUCUAAAGGUUUCAUUUUAAUGAUUCACCCACAGUGUCAGUUAAACAAAUUCAAAAUUACAAAUCGCUCAUACACUUUUAAGUUCUUACCCAAAUUUAUUUAUCUUUUCACAUAAAUAAUAUAGAAAGGAUUUCCGUUACUUCUCACAAAGAAAAAAAAACUUUGAAGUAAACUUAACGUGUAUAAGCGAUUUGAAGUUUGAAUCAUUAAUAUAGAAUGAAUUCAAAGAGAAACCGAAUACAUGAAAGAAAUAUUAAACAAAAUAAUAUAAAAAAGAGCGAAUCAAUAAAUAAAAAAAGCGAUUCAUUUUCCUACGUUAACAAAUAUCAUUUUCAUAUUUUUUUACUAUGUUACCAUCGAUACAAUUUAAUAUAAGGCAAAAUUAAUAAAAUUAUCGGUUGAUUGAUUAUAUUUAGCUUAAAGCAUUGUAUAAUACCAAUAUAUAAUAUAUUUUUUACAUUAA